This is a messenger RNA of Marchantia polymorpha subsp. ruderalis, 3515 nucleotides long. The record is from the annotation of a GenBank genome assembly. NCBI's taxonomy places the organism in Eukaryota, Viridiplantae, Streptophyta, Marchantiopsida, Marchantiales, Marchantiaceae.
GCUUGUUGAAGCGAACGUGCAGCAAUAGCACGAACGGGGUCGGUCCAAAUUUUGAUUGUGCCCGUUCUCCGAUUAAGAACAUCGUCUAAUGCUCUGCACCUUCUGCACGACAUACACAUCGGCGGUGGGUGUGUUUCUGCCUUUGCUCGUCCUCUCGAAAAUUAUGGCGGGGUCGGCUGAGAGAUUGUUCCCUCUGGUCACGGACAGCUUGCUACAACGAAGCUCAUACGAUGAGUGAGCGAAUUUGUCGUGGGUGAUAAUUAAAGGCGAAAAGAAUGCAGCAAACGAGCGAGCGAGCGAUCACGGGAUUGGAUUGGGUAAGGGUUAACUUCAUCGUCCUCUUGGAAGCCCGAGAGUCCAGACACGACAAACCUCCUCUCCAUUCUUCCUCUCUGCUGCUGCCAACUACCGUCGGACGGUUCGGCAGAUCACUGGAGGCCUGAACAGAUGUGUAGAAAAAUCUUCCGUUGGCGAAGAAUUCCCAGGGCUAAUAAAAGAAAAGAUGAUGUUGUCGCUGAAAAAAAGGUUCACGAACCGCACGCUCGGCUGUGCUGCCAAAAGGGAAACAGUGGAGUGGACAAGACAAGAAGACCCACGUCAAACAAAACCUCGAGGCAGUGCAUCGAAAAUGUCCAGUCCACUGGAUCCGAUCGGCCGAUGCUUACCACCACCUCAGUGUUCGAGUGAGACGAAGAUCCAGCUCCUGAUCUAGACUAGCUAGCUUUGACUUUGGCGUUCUUCCGGGGCUUUAGGAGUUGCAUGUUUGGAUUGAGUUUCGGUCAAUAACCUCACGCGAGAGACACAACGGUGAAAGAGACUCUGGUCAUCGCUUUCCCAUCAUCAUAUUCAGUUCAUCUGACCAAAGGAUGUUAUGACUAACAACACUCAUCAUGAGUUGAAAAGGGAGGGAGAGAGAGAGAUUGUUGUGGAGUGAAUCCCGGAUCUUGCCCUCCAUUAUACAAAACAGGGAGUACAAAGUUCUCAUUGCCACAUUAUAAAGUUACCGAACCAUGUUAAACACGAGCACCUCGAUGAAGAAACAACUUCAGGAGAUUUAAGCCCGCGAUGGGGAAUGUUUCGAUUCCCGCCUUUCUCAUCACUUCUCGUGUCCCAAGGGCGAUGAGAGGCGAGGGGUUUCUCGAGAAAUGAUCAUUCUCAUCAUUGAUCUUGAUCUAGUUCGGCAACUUUACAUGGGAUGAUGAAACCGAUAACAUCCAUAUUCUGGUUCUACUUUCAUCUCCUCAGGUGAACUGCUCAUCCCAAGACAAUACUUCACUCCCGUAGGAGAGAACGGGGAAGACUUUGUUUGAAUUGCAUCGAAAUGUAUCAACAAUGAAUCCAUUUAGUUACGGGAGAAAUAAAGGCAUAAGGUCAACUGCCCUAUCACAGGUCAAGAUUAUGAAUGUCACUUUUGUUGCAGCUUCUGCCUUUAUUUGCAAACGCAAGUGGCUGUCAGCUCAUGAGUAAAGACUGGACACGAAUAUCAAGUCAAGAAACACCGACUGGUUCCUCCAACUCCACGAAGAAAAAAAACUCACACUCACAAUGCAGUCAAAUUGUGUGCUUUCAAAUAUUGAGGUGAUGAAGAAGAUUAUUCACCUCCCUGAGAAUAAAGACCAAUGAUAAGUUUUAACUCGAGGGUAACUGGGACCAAAAAAAUUGCUCGACAGGAGCACUCUACUGAUAAGAUGUACAACCCAUCGCUGUUAACAGAGACUAAUCAGUCUACCGAUCAUCUAUCCCCACUGACUUUUAUACUAGCUACUGAAGUUCACAAAAAGGACAGUCCUGAAAGCAAUCUGAUCUGGAGCAACCACUUUACCCUUAGGACAAAUGGGCUGUCUAUGACUCAAAAUGGUGGGUUGGUGUCACAGGGAAUAAGAGUUUGAGAGCCUUUUGGCCCACAGCUGUUCCGCAUCUUCCAUCCUGUAUUUGUGCUCAAUAUUGAAUUUGUUCAGCGUUUCUCACUUUGAGAAGUGGAACUGUGCUUCCCAAUAAAGUUGACACUCACCUUCCUUUUCCCGUAUCAUUACUCUCCUGUGUUACACCGUUCAUUGAUUUCCUUGGCUGAACCACAGAACUACAAAGCCCAUCUUCUUUUUCUCUUUCAAUCAAAUAUAGUCGAUCCCAGUCAUGCCUUUUCUUUCUUUAAGUUCGAAAUAGUGUCCCUUAACCUAUCUUUAGUUUGUCAAAAUAUUAUCCAAUUGAUACAAAUAUAGUUGGAAAUAUUCUCAAUGUAAUAUGUUUCUCACAGACACGGUGGCAAUCUGUACAACAUGGUUAGCUUUUACAGAACAUGGAGUUCAAGCUACAACCUUGUGACGUUUCUUGUGAUAAGUGGUAAAUGGUAAAAGAUCAAGCCCGGGGUCCCAAAGGGUCAAAAGGCUGAAAAACACAAUUGCUUUAAGAUUGUUAAAACCGUACAGAAAUGAAUAUUGGGCUGAAAAUAUGAUUGGGAAGUAUUACCACCCUUUGCUUUUUCAGUUGAAAAAGUUUGUUGUAAACAUUGCUCCUCGUCCGCAAGUAAGACUAUUGCUGACGCUCGUAUGAUGUGCAGAAGCGAGCUCUUUAGCAUCACGCCCCCUUCCACCUCGUUUCUCAAAUGCAGAAUGAAGUAAAAUAAAGCUGGAGUAUAGUUUCCAAGACAUGUUAUAAGCAUCGCGUUCCAGUCCUUCUACCGCACUCUCCAGACCUCCAGGCACGCAGACGGCGUCGAAAAAGAAUGAAUCCUAGAAAGAGAAGAGAGAUUCCUCAAGACAGGAUGCUACUGAGCCGAAGUUGGCGAGCGUCAUAAGUUGAAAUCGAUACUCUUUAUAGGACAGAAGUGCUGCAUCUCCGGGUACAGUACAUUAGACAGUCCUCAUCUCGUAGUUAAGUCAUCGGAUUGUGUCUUGCAAACGUGAUUACUGCAAUAUUUCGCGUUUGCUGUGUCUUACCACCAAAACUUCCCAACAACCGACGUGCAAUCGUUUCACAACGCACAAGCUUCAAAUCCCUUCUCUGACGUUUGCGUUGAUCGAACACAUCACCCUGAAUUCAAACCAGACCGCAAUUGAUGAAACAGAUUACGUGACGUUCAAUUGAGUGAGUCGUCGAGUGCAAGAGGAGAAGAGGAAGAUUCUUCCAUACGAGAAGAUAUGUGCUAUUGAAUAGCAGCCUGGCCCUGUAGAGUGCGCGACGACUUUUACUCUGCUACAAAACUGCUGCAAUAAAGAAGGAUGCAGUGGAGCACAACUCGAAGCUUGUAGGCAUGAAUGGUGGAAACAAAUCUGCAAGAAACCUAAAUGGUCUUCGGAGAAUCUUGGCCUCCUAUUAUUCCACAUUUGACCAGUCUUCCGCCUUUGCAUCAACACUUUUUACCGUUUGCUCUCUUCAUGUGACGCGGAUGUGGCCAGUCUGUGUUUAAACUUCAACGUUCGGAUAUAUUCCUUACUAUACCAAGCGAGAUCGACUUUUUCCCCUAUCCGCAGCAGUUCUUGCUGAUCUUAAAUUCUCGUCAGCAGAGGUUUUCAUUU